UCCAGCGAGCUUCGCAUUGCUCAGUUGUCGUCGUCGUCGUCGUGAGGCGAUGGGUAGCUAGCUCCACAAUGUGAGAGAGCUCCGACAUUUGUUCUCACGCCGCCCCUCGCCGUCGCCACCCAGUUCGCCUGCUUCACGUCGAGGAGAAUUGAUCAGUCUGGAUUCCAGUCGAUGACCACAAAAGGUUUUGACUUGGAGGCGAUCAAUCUAUGUGGUUUUGAUUCUAGUCUAGAAUGUUCGGGACAAGUUGGAAUUAAUCUAUGUGGUUUUGUCAGCCUUUUUUGGGGACCUGUUGAUUUGUAACUACAAUGGACAUGGCCAUUAUCACAGACAACCUGGUGCUGUUUGGAUCGAUAUGCUUGUUUACCGCCGUGUAUUUCUAUGGCUAUUUUUUCUUAUUCAGCAAGCUAUGGAAGGGGCGAUCCCGAUACGAGGCAGCUAGCUGUGGAAUGUCUUUGACCCAUGGUACCGCUGUGGCUGCCUUGUGCUGUUAUGAAAUUUUUUCCAAAGAAUGGGUUCUGGACGCUCCCAACACUCCUCUACAGAACAAAAUCAUGGAGUAUUCCAUGGCAUAUUUUAUUGUUGAUUUACUCAACCUUGCAUUCACUGCCCCGGAUGACUAUCUCUUCAUCAUUCAUCAUAUUGGAACUUUGUCCUACAUGAUAUCGUGUCGGUACUUCAUUCAGCAUGGGGCCAUAUCUGUGAUGUGCUGUAUAGCAGGGGGAGAAAUCACAAGCCCUGUGCAGAACAUUUGGACUCUGUCUAAAAUGGCGCAGGAUUCAUCUCAGAAAGCUAAGCAAUUAUUCUUAAGCAUCUCUCCUUUUUUUACAGUGUAUUUUACCAUUGUGAGGGCAGGCUUUGGUCCGUACUUGACAUGGGCUCUUGGGAGAUUCUACUUGGGAGGCCACGCGGACCACAUAAUGCCAAGGUGGCUGGCAUGUUGUUGGUUGUUCAAGCUCGUGUUUGCAAUCCUCGCGAGCAUGUUGUGGGUUACGCAUCUGUGGGUGGCACUGUUUAAGUUCUACUCCUGGAGAAUGCCCCAAGGAUCUGUUCAGGAAAAAAUUGACUGAAAAGUCUCUCUCUCUUGGCUACCCACUUCGAACAUCUUUUGUUCUUCAUGGAUCUUGUACCAUGUGAUCUCAUUGAUUUUGUAGUUUGUACCAGGAUGCGCAGGUCAGCUUUGCUUCUGAUUUAGAGUGAAGCUUGGAGGCUCCCAGUGGAGUUGAGGCUAAUUCCUGGAAACUUGGAAUUGAUGAAGGUGCUCUGCAGCACCCAUUUGGAUCGGUGUACAUACGUUCUUGCCGAGUUGUCAAUGUGGGUGAUUGUUUGCUUCUGUCUGUCAAAAAAUGAAUGUCUGGAGGAAGUUCUGCUGGUCCAAUUUAGGUUCCCAUAGGUGCUGUGUAGCUGAGAAACUCUUCGUAGGCAUUAAAUUGAUGGAUUUUUGAAAAAAACAUCCUUCGUGGUGUUGUCAAGAUUGUACUGUUGAAUCUUGAUAGCUGGAUUGUUUAUUGGUGAACUGGGUUAUUAAUUUCCUACUUUUUGUGACUGGAUUUCCAUGAU
Messenger RNA from Physcomitrium patens, 1560 nucleotides. Its product is annotated as TLC domain-containing protein At5g14285. The record is from RefSeq and is a predicted model, not a curated record. NCBI's taxonomy places the organism in Eukaryota, Viridiplantae, Streptophyta, Bryopsida, Funariales, Funariaceae. Gene Ontology annotation, cellular component: membrane.